CAUCUGGGCUGCAUCUGGACAUGGCUUCCAAAUGCCUCAAGGCCAGCAGCUUCUCUUCGGGGUCCCUCAAGAGUCCAGGUGGUCCUGGAGGGGGUUCCACUCAUGUGUCCAAAAUGUACUCCAGUAGUUCUUGCAAGCUCCCCAGUCUCUCCCGUGGGGCUCGGAGUUUCUCUGUGUGCUCAGCAGGGCUGGGCAGAAGCAGCUACAGGGUGGCCAGUUGCCUUCCCGCUCUCUGCCUCCCCAAUGGAGGCUUUUCCGGCAACUACAGUGUGGCAGGGAGCUGGUUUGGGGAGGGCAUCCUCACCGGGAACGAGAAGGAGACCAUGCAGUCCCUGAAUGACCGCCUGGCCAGCUAUCUGGAGAAGGUGCGCCAGCUGGAGCAGGAGAACGCCAGCCUGGAGAGCCGCAUCCGAGAGUGGUGUGAGCAACAGGUGCCCUACAUGUGUCCUGACUACCAAUCCUACUUCCGGACCAUUGAGGAACUCCAGAAGAAGACCCUGUGCAGCAAGGCAGAGAAUGCCAGGCUGGUGGUGCAGAUUGACAAUGCCAAGCUGGCUGCGGACGACUUCAGGACCAAGUAUGAGACAGAGGUGUCCCUGCGACAGCUGGUGGAGGCCGACAUCAACGGCCUGCGCAGGAUCCUGGAUGACCUGACCCUGUGCAAGGCCGACCUGGAGGCGCAGGUGGAGUCCCUGAAGGAGGAGCUGCUCUGCCUCAAGAAGAACCACGAGGAGGAAGUGAACUCGCUGCGCUGCCAACUUGGCGAUCGGCUCAACGUGGAGGUGGAUGCUGCUCCACCUGUGGACUUGAACCGGGUGCUGGAUGAAAUGAGGUGCCAGUAUGAGACGCUGGUGGAGAACAACCGCCGGGAUGCCGAAGACUGGUUUGACACGCAGACCGAGGAGCUGAACAAGCAGGUGGUGUCCAGCUCCGAGCAGCUGCAGUCCUGCCAGGCAGACAUCAUAGAGCUGAGACGCACGGUCAACUCCCUGGAGAUCGAGCUGCAGGCCCAGCAGAGCAUGAGAGAUGCUUUGGACUCCACUCUGGUGGAGACAGAGGCCCGCUACAGCUCCCAGCUGUCCCAGAUGCAAUGCAUGAUCACCAACGUGGAGUCCCAGCUGUCUGAGAUCCGGUCUGACCUGGAGCGCCAGAACCAGGAGUACCAGGUGCUGCUAGAUGUCAGGGCCCGGCUGGAGUGUGAGAUCAACACGUACCGGGGCCUGCUGGAGAGCGAGGACAGCAAGCUCCCAUGUAACCCGUGUGCCCCUGACUACUCGCCUUCUAAGUCAUGCCUUCCCUGUCUUCCUGCCACCUCCUGUGGUCCUAGUCUAGCCCGCACCACCUGCAGCCCCCGCCCUGUCUGUGUGCCCUGCCCAGUGGGCCGGUUCUGA
Perognathus longimembris pacificus (Pacific pocket mouse) is the source of this 1391-nucleotide messenger RNA. RefSeq names its product keratin 35 (gene Krt35). The coding region runs from base 21 to 1391 and encodes 456 amino acids. Gene Ontology annotation, molecular function: structural molecule activity. The record is from RefSeq and is a predicted model, not a curated record. The transcript is spliced from 7 exons. NCBI's taxonomy places the organism in Eukaryota, Metazoa, Chordata, Mammalia, Rodentia, Heteromyidae.